AUGGCACCACAAACACAGUUACAAUCCCUGGAGGAAAUACGGGAUGAGACCCCUUCCGUAAAGAAGUAUGAUGAGUUCGAGGAUGAGAGUAAUGGUUGUACAAAGUAUGGAAGCAUGUAUAACAAAGAGGAAAUAGUACAGAAAUUGAAGAGGACAGUGGGGAAAACAUACGGAAUUAAUGAUAAUGAUACAAUUGGAGCAAUUGCGGAUGCCCACUGUUACGCAUGUAACGAAGGGGAAAAGGCGAAAACGGGGGAAUACUAUGAUUAUUGCCACUUCUUGUAUUUUUGGAUAGGAGAAAAAAUAAAGGAACAUUUAAAUGAUCAUGAACUUAGGAACGUCAUGCAAACACUUUACGGGAAUCUAUCAAGUGAAUCAUGUAACAAUGGGUGCAAAAAUUUGUACCCUGAUAUGAGUACAUCUAUUUUCGACCAACGGAAAAAAGUGUUCGAUUUUUCUUACAAUUAUUAUACUUUAAAGAAGAGCUCAGAGGAUAAUAUGGAAGUGUGUUCUCCAGAAUGUGGAACAUAUCUACAGAGUGUUAAAUCAGCAUAUUCAAGUGAGAAGAGUAGUUGUGUUGAUGCUACUGCUGAUCCAUAUUGUAACGAACUUACUGCAGAAUAUAAGAACUAUUUUGAUGGUAGCGGUAAACCCAAAUUAACAUGUACUACAUCGCCCGAAAACGAGGAAGAAAGUGAAUCAUGCCCCGCAGAACUGGAGCAAGUCUUCUCCGAUGCAGUUCCAACAUAUGAGGAUGGAAAAUCACUUACCGAAGAACAUUUUAAAAAAUUACCUUCAAAAAUAUUGUAUCAGAAAUUCGAAGACAAUUCUCGUCAAGUUCAUUGUGAUUCUAGUGAUGUGGCGGGCGUAACGGCUGCGUUGCAAAGUACACUAAGUGGGAAGGGGGUUGAGUUCAGUGACACUGAUGUGAAGAAGAUUUUCCAUGCCUGGUGUUAUGUAACUGGGACCGUGAAGAAAAAGUGUGCUUCGUUGUACCAGGAUCGUUUUAAAUUUUUUUACCUAUGGUUUGGGGAAAUGAUCUUUAAAAAGAAGGAACGAAUUUAUUCAUUUGAUGAACUGAUGGAUGAAAUUAAAGACGGACUGAAUAAAAUGGGGGGGGAAGGUGGCGAUAAGUGUGGACCUCUAUGCAAAGGUGAUGUUAACGACAAAACCACUUUUAACCGCAGAAAACUAGCAUAUGAAUAUUAUACAAUCUAUAAACAUAUAAAGGAACACUGGAAUGAGCAUCAGUACAAGUGUGAUAAAGCAUAUUCCACUUACCUCAAAGAGACUUAUGAAGCAUGGGAUGCUGUACGUCAACAAUGCAGUGGCAAGAAAGACAAAGGUUACUGUGACGAAUUUAAUGAGAAUUAUAAGGAGCAUAAUGGUCAAGAACUAUCAAAGUUGGAAUGUACUGUGGAGCAUAGAAUAGACACUGCAAGAACGAAAACACAUGAAGGUUUCCCUGUGGAAGGAGGGGGACCUGCAACCAUAGGCCCUAUAGUAUCGUCUGCUCUUGGAAUAGGGGGAGGAUUAGCUUCCAUUGCUCUUCUUUUGUAUAAGUAUGAUCUCCUACCUCCUGGGAUAAAAAACACCUUCUUUGGAGGAAGGAGCAGAAAUAGCAAUAAAAGGAGGAACAGAAGAUCAACCAACUCUAACUUCAGUACAUUCACCGAGAACGACUCAACAACGCAGUACUCCACAGAAGCGUCCACACUAGGUUCUAUGGAAGAAGACAAUUCUACCAUAUAUAAUGGAAAACGACCACCCAGAGGAGGGAAUAACAACAACAAUAGAAGACGGGGACAUGAAAACGGGAAAAACAUUAGUUAUCAAAACAUGUAG
Molecule: messenger RNA, 1845 nt
Organism: Plasmodium coatneyi
Lineage: Eukaryota; Apicomplexa; Aconoidasida; Haemosporida; Plasmodiidae
Product: Kir protein
Exons: 4
Coding region: 1-1845 (614 amino acids)
Source: RefSeq, a predicted model, not a curated record